Messenger RNA from Cuscuta epithymum, 686 nucleotides. The record is from the annotation of a GenBank genome assembly. Lineage: Eukaryota; Viridiplantae; Streptophyta; Magnoliopsida; Solanales; Convolvulaceae.
GAUAAAUGUGUGAUGGCCUCCUCAGGGUUUCAGGCCGAUGUCACAGCAUUGCAAAAGGUUUUGGCAUCCAGGCAUUUGACCUAUCAACACCAGCACAAUAAGCAGAUGAGCUGCCCUGCGAUGGCUCAGCUACUUUCAAACACCUUAUACUACAAACGGUUUUUCCCUUACUACUCUUUCAAUGUCAUUGGUGGCCUUGAUAGUGAAGGCAAAGGGUGCGUUUUCACACAUGAUGUUGUGGGAUCAUAUGAGAGGGUUGGUUAUAGUUCUCAAGGUUCUGGUUCUACAUUGAUCACAUUUUUCUUGCAUAACCAACUGAAGUCUCCUAGCCCACUUUUGUUGCCUGCCCAGGAUGUUGUUACUCCCCUCUCUGAGAAUGAGGCUAUUCAUUUAGUGAAGACAUGUUUCGCAUCAGCAACAGAGAGGGAUAUUUACACUGGUGACAAGUUGGAGAUAAUGAUAUUGAAUUCUCAAGGGAUUCGCCGUGAAGAAAUGGAGCUUAGGAAAGAUUGAGAUUUGGUCAAUGAUCUCACUUUUCACCCUUGUGUACCCUUGUGUUCGGAACGCCUGCCAGAAUACUUGAAUUUUCUUUUCACAUUUUAUGGAUAUGCUUGUAUUUCCAUUUUUAUUUGAACUACUUUCUGACGAUCUUAGAAUAUAGACUGUGGUUGUUUGGUUUUAAAAAA